CGGGUGCCAGUCACCCCCUUCGCGUGGGUUGACGUCAAAGUCCGGGUCCUCCUGCGGCCUCUGCCGGUAGAAACUCUCGAAAUAACAGAGGGCGCGAGGAGGAGGGGGAUCAGGUCUAUGAUGUCAUCCCUUUCCCCCUCGUCCGUGCGAUGACGACCAUCACGCAAACAAACAACGAGAGAGGGAGAUGGCUCGUCAUCGCCCUCGCUCGCCCUUGGGUGGGCUAGUAUAUAGACCGGUCGGGUUCGAUCGACCACCUGAUCGAAACUACAACUAUCACGUUUCCUCUCCUCUUCUCUCAACAAAACAAUCUUCAUCGCAUCUUCUAGGCCAAUCCCCUACCAAACUCAACUAAACCAACCUAACUCUCUCGAAAUGUCUGCCAACACCAACGUUAACAACACUUCUUCCACCGGCGGAGUCGUCGACCACGUCAAGACCUUCUUGUCGGGAUCCAACAAGGCCGACUCUACCGAGGUCUGCACCGAGACUGCCCCCGCUGUCGUCCAGGAGCACGUCUCCCGUAACGAGACUGUCGAGCAGAUCGAGGCCAUCGACAGGGAGAGGCACAUUCACCACCACCAGCACCGAGUUCAGCCCAUCGUCGACCAGCAGACUUUGCCCACUCAGCACCAGUACAAUGUCGUCCCCGAGGUAACCAGGGAGUCCAAGCACGACAUGCUCCCCGAGCACAGGGAGAAGCUCGAGCAGCAGCGAACCCUCUACCGGGACACCAAGGAGGUCGGUGAGACCCAGCGAACCUUGGCUACCGCCCCCGCCGUUGCCGCCGAGCACGUCCACCACCACGUUCACGAGACCAUCCAGCCGGUCAUCAACAGGGAGACCGUCCAGAACACCCACGUUCACACCACCAUCCCCAUUCACGAGAAGAUUCACGACGCUCCUAUUGUUCACGAGCACACCGUCUUGCCUACCGUCUCUUUGGCCGAGUUCCAGGCCAAGGUUGGAGGUGAACACCAGCACAAGGACGGUGACCACACCCACGCCUACUACGAAGGUGCCCCGAGGGUCGGGGCCGACGGAUCCAAGCUCUCAGGGGACCACCACCACAGCCACCACGGUGCCGAGGCCGCCGUUGCCGGUGCCGCCGCCAAGAAGGCUCUCUAAUCGCAUCGUCGUGUAGAGUUUCCUUUCCGACAACCCCUCCCCUUCUUCCAGACCAGGUCGUGAAGGACCGGUCUUCAUAUAGUUUUUGAAUAUCAGCAACGACCAAUGUAUCGUCCAGACUUCGUACACGCUUAUUAAUAUGUUGACGACGUGAA
This is a messenger RNA of Filobasidium floriforme, 1283 nucleotides long. RefSeq names its product allergen. The transcript is spliced from 5 exons. NCBI's taxonomy places the organism in Eukaryota, Fungi, Basidiomycota, Tremellomycetes, Filobasidiales, Filobasidiaceae. The record is from RefSeq and is a predicted model, not a curated record. Bases 376 to 1128 code for a protein of 250 amino acids.